Molecule: messenger RNA, 1657 nt
Organism: Poecilia latipinna (sailfin molly)
Lineage: Eukaryota; Metazoa; Chordata; Actinopteri; Cyprinodontiformes; Poeciliidae
Gene: tarbp2
Product: TAR (HIV) RNA binding protein 2
Exons: 7
Coding region: 204-1241 (345 amino acids)
Biological process (GO): regulation of viral transcription; regulation of miRNA processing; siRNA processing
Cellular component (GO): nucleus; RISC complex; RISC-loading complex
Molecular function (GO): pre-miRNA binding; double-stranded RNA binding; siRNA binding
Source: RefSeq, a predicted model, not a curated record
GGCGUCACGAACUACGUCAUCUUUGUGGGCCGAAGCUUAGCAGAUGGGGUUCUCUUUUUCUCCUUUCCCUCCUUCCAUCAUGUUGUAGCCUCAUCAUCUGCUUGGAGGCAAUAAUACAUACCGUCUAAUGAAAGCUCGUGUAUGUUCUGGUGGGGGGGAUUUGCCAUCCGAAACCGAUCGGUUCCGUCUGCACGCUAUAGGUAAUGAACGACGAGACAGAACCGGAGAGCUGGAAGAGAAACUCCGGGAGCUCCAGUAUUGAGCAAAUGCUGGCUGUGAAUCCCGGAAAGACGCCCAUCAGUCUGCUGCAGGAGUAUGGAACGCGGAUAGGCAAAACCCCAGUGUACGACCUGCUGAAGGCCGAGGGACAGGCCCAUCAGCCCAACUUCACAUUCCGCGUCUCUGUUGGAGAGAUCAGCUGCACCGGCCAAGGGCCCAGCAAGAAAGCAGCCAAGCACAAAGCAGCCGAGGCUGCUCUGAAGAUGCUCAAGGGAGGCCUCGGAGGCCCAGUUGGAGUCGCUCUUGGAGAAGACGGUUUUACUGAAGUUGAUGUGCCUGUGGAUGGAGACAGCUCUCAGUCAGAGAUGAAGACUUCAAAUAGUUCCCAGCAGUCUGAAUGUAACCCUGUAGGAGCCCUGCAGGAGUUGGUGGUGCAGAAAGGAUGGCGUUUGCCAGAGUACACAGUCACUCAGGAGUCUGGUCCAGCUCAUCGCAAGGAGUUCACUAUGACCUGCAGAGUCGAGAGAUUUGUAGAAAUCGGAAGCGGCACAUCUAAGAAACUCGCCAAGAGAAAUGCUGCCGCCAAGAUGCUUUCACGGAUACACAACGUGCCGGUGGAUCUGAGGAGUAGCAAUGACGCAGAAACAGAGGAGGACACAUUUAAUAUUCACAUGGGAAGCAGGACGGAAUCGGGUAAAAGUAAAGGCUACAGCUGCACGUGGGACUCCCUGCGCAACUCUGCUGGAGAGAAGAUCCUGCAGCUCCGCAGCCACCCUCUGGGCAUGCCUUCGGACUCCAACUUCUGUUCCCUGCUGAGCGACCUUUCUGCAGAGCAGCGCUUCGACGUCAGCUACCUUGAUCUAGAGGAGCGCAGCCUCAGCGGCCUCUGUCAGUGUUUGGUGGAGCUGUCAACGCAGCCAAUCACAGUGUGCCAUGGCUUCGCUCAGAACGUAGACGCUGCUCGAGCCAACGCGGCUCACAACGCACUGCAGUACCUGAAAAUUAUGGCAGGAGGGAAAUGACACGCCUUCUCCGUUUCCUAGCCACAGACUCGACCUCACCAGUACACAAUAUGCCAUCAAACAUCUCCUCUUUGGACGAAGGAGGUAUUUUUGUGACAUAUUUAGAAAACAAAAACAAGGAAACCUCAGAUUUGACAAUGAGAGACUUUUUCUGCCCUGAUAUUUACACAUGGAGUCAUUGUUUUUAUUUUUUUAUUGAUUAAUAGUGCCACUAUUCAUAUUGCUGUCUAAAAUUUCUAAACAUUAUGUACAAUUUUGUCAUAAAUUGUUUUAAAAAAAAACUUUUCCCCCUUUUUUAAACUUUUGACUUCAUGUAAUCCAAUAUAUUUUCCUAAAUAUGACCAAUAAAUACAUACAUCUCAGAAACUUUAAAUGUUGCUGUAUCAGAGUAGGCAAUGUUUUGCAGCAAAAUAUAA